Messenger RNA from Cicer arietinum (chickpea), 690 nucleotides. NCBI's taxonomy places the organism in Eukaryota, Viridiplantae, Streptophyta, Magnoliopsida, Fabales, Fabaceae. The record is from RefSeq and is a predicted model, not a curated record.
AUGUUUCCUGGAGGUCCUUAUGAUCUUUCUGUCCUUAAAGAUUAUGAGCACCAUAUUGCAAUUAAUGUGUGGAAUGGACAGCAAGACAAAUUCAUUGAUAUCAGAUAUCGAUUACGUGCUCAAAUAGAUCAUUGGAUUACUAUAUCUGGAUUACGUCCUUUGAGAAGAUGUAGUUUGCAUAUGAUUGAUGGUAAUAUGAUAUUUGCUUUUGCUGAGAGAUGGCACGCAGAGACUAGUUCAUUUCACUUGCCAUUCGGUGAAAUGGCUAUUACUCUUGACGGCGUUAGGGGUCUUUUGAGCAUCCCAUGUUCUGGAGAGUUUUUCACACCUCCCGCAAAUGUCAAUGAAGAUUUGGCAAUUGCGGCUGCUGUUGAGUUGUUGGGAGUUGCAUAUGAUGAAGCUGUCACUAAAACUAGGACUAAUAGAAGUGCCUCGUAUAGUUUUGAGUGGUUGAAAGAGGUAUUUUUCAAGAAACUUCAUGAAGGACGAUGUGACUGUGCAGCGAGGGCAUACCUACUUCAUUUGGUAGGGUGUACCAUUCUAGCUGAUAAAAGUUUUACCCUUGUAUCUGUAAAAUAUCAGUUUUUGUUUCAAGACCUUGAUACUUGUGGUAAAUGGGCAUGGGGACCAACUGCACUUGUUGUGUUAUAUGACUAUAUUAUAGAUAGUACAUUGCCUGCAACCAAAUAG